GAAACCCCGCCGCUCCAUUACCCCAUCACUUCACUUCCACUCUGAAGCAGACUCACUAAUGUCAGAUUUGUAACGUUUGGAGCAGCUUGGCUUCAGUUUGUAGGAACAAUCUUUCAUCACAUAGACAUCUCGUUCGUAGCGACACGGAGAACUACAAUGGCGUCAGUCAGCGUAUGCGGAGCGGCAGCCUAGCUAAUGAACGUUAGCUGAGUUAGCUAUCAGAGGAUGGAAGCGUUAGCCUGCUUUAACCCGGGAGAAACACACGACCUAACUGGAUGUUAAUCAAUUACCCUGCUAGCACCAGGUGCUCUACUGUAACCCUGUCUGUCAGCUAGCAACGUUAGCAUUUAUCUCCAGAAAAACUUCACGAUGGAAGAAGUUGACAAGAUUCUGAUUCACGCCCUCAAACAAGUCGGCACGGAGGUAAGCGAGGAGACCGACAGCAUCAAGCUGUUCACCUGCGAGCUGAUCGUGGAGGCGGUGGUCAGAUGUAUCAGAGUGAUCGAUCCGGGCCUGGGCGGCGGGCUGCCCACCUCCCUCCCUCCGGGCAUGUCUGCCCGCUUCAGGGUGGGCAUGAGCCUGGCACAGGCCUGUCAGGACGUUGGAUAUAAAGGAGAGAUCGGCUACCAGACCUUUCUGUACAGCAACGAGCCGGAGAUCCGCUCCCUGCUCAUGUUCCUGGUGGAGAAGCUGCCCAGAGAGAGUGCAGAAGCCUCAGACCAGCCGACAGGUAAAUCGGUGGUCCUCCAGAGAGCCAUCGCUGCUGCAAUCAGAGCCCAGCUGGCUGUUCCCUGGCUGCCUCCAAACUGCAGACUGCCACUGCACAGUGAAACACAAACUUCAGGAGUUCUGCACAGCUUCCACGCCCAGCCGCUCAGUUUACCACACAGCUCCAGAGCGCCAGGAAAGAAGCAGCUCAGAGAGGUGAAGGAGUACCAGCGGGACUUUCUCCUUCCUGUGACCGCCCAGCCUUCCCAUCAUGCCUCUGUGGUGGCGUCCAUACUGGAGCAGCACACCGCUGAGCUGAGUGCUGCUCAGGAGUGGGACAGCGAGUGGAACAGUCAGGGACUCCUGUCCCGCCUCACGCCACAGGAGUACCGCUCCAGGAAGCUGACCCGGCUGAGGAAACGCAUCGAGGAGCAGCUGCGUUCUGCUGCUCUGCCCUCUCCUGAAAGUGCCUUUGGCGGGCCUCGCUCCGCCUCAGACCUGUCGGAGCUCCUGCAGGCCUUCAGAGGUUUCGCCCCCUCUGACAAAGUCAUGUCCAAGGGUACCCACUUCACCCACACCCAGAAAUUCACCUUCACACAGGAGGCGGCACCAGUACCCAGCUCCGUCCCCACUGGGCACCAGUCAGAGAUCGAUAUCCAGCUCCGUCAGCAGGAGGAGCUGGCUUCGUUCCAGCAGCAGUUCCAGCAGCUCUGCAGUGACGUGGACCAGCUGGCAGCAGACAUGAAGCACAUGAGCAUCACUAAAUCUCAGGUGAUGGAUGAGUUGAAGCAGAGAGAGCUGGGAAACGCUGACAGAGAGGAGAAGAUGCAGGUGAAGAAGAAAACCAUCGACCUGCUGCCAGAUGCUGAAAACAACAUGCUGAAGCUUCAGGCUCAGGUGGAGGCGAGCGCCAAGAGGGUGGUGCACCUGGCCUCUCAGUGGGAGAAGCACCGCGCCCCGCUCAUCGACGAGCACCGCAGACUCAAAGAGAUCUGCAGCAGCCAGGAGAUGGAGUCGUCCAGAAAGCUGUCAGAGAUCAAGUCUCUGCAUGACAAAAUCCGUGUGUCCACAGAGGAGGCCAGAAAGAAGGAAGAGAUGUACAAACAGCUGGCGACAGAGUUAGAAAACCUUCCUCAGGACGCGUCCCGCUCAGCAUACACGCAGAGGAUCCUGGAGAUUGUCAGCAACAUCAAGAAACAGAAGGAGGAAAUUACAAAGAUUCUAUCAGACACUAAGGAGCUCCAGAAAGAGAUCAACAACCUGACAGGAAAGCUGGACCGGACCUUCGCUGUGACCGAUGAGCUGGUCUUCAAGGACGCCAAAAAAGACGAAUCCGUCCGUAAAUCCUACAAGUACCUGGCCGCCCUGCAUGAAAACUGUAACCAGCUGAUCCAAACCAUCGAGGACACAGGAACCAUCCUGAGGGAGAUUCGGGAUCUGGAGGAGCAGAUUGAGACUGAAAACGGAAACAAAACGGUGGCGAACCUGGAGAGGAUCCUGGAGGACUACAGGGCCAUCCGACAGGAGAACUCUGCACUCGCCGCCAAAGUCCGAGAGGGCUGAAGGCUCCGAGUGCUGCGCUCUGCCUGCUGAGGCUGACGUGGUGUAAAGACCCGGACCCGGACACAGCGCUGCAGAGACAGGCGGUCCCUAACACCCACCUCUGUUGCAGACCUGCUUUUCUUCAGCAACUAUUUGUACCGUGGGACUAACCAGGCAGGGUAAUGCACAGCCUGCAGGGACGGAUGGAUCAGGUUCCUCCGGCUGGUCCCUGGUCCGAUCACCUGGACAGCAGAGGGCGCUGUCAGUCCUCCUCACAGGGACAGCCAUUCAUAUUGAUGUAUGAAAUGUUUUCAUAAGAUAUCUUGAUUAAUAUCUUUUUAAUACAGGAAUCAUUUUCAGACAUUAGCAGUUAAUUCACGUCAUGAUUCUGUUUGAACGCAGUGAAUGAAUCUGAAUGUCCAUUAAAAAUGUUGUCAGCAGAAGAUUGUUGUACAUACGGUGCCAGCUUCAAUAAAGAUGCCUUACUAGUU
Molecule: messenger RNA, 2741 nt
Organism: Micropterus salmoides (largemouth bass)
Lineage: Eukaryota; Metazoa; Chordata; Actinopteri; Centrarchiformes; Centrarchidae
Product: coiled-coil domain-containing protein 22-like
Exons: 16
Coding region: 370-2271 (633 amino acids)
Biological process (GO): positive regulation of ubiquitin-dependent protein catabolic process
Molecular function (GO): cullin family protein binding
Source: RefSeq, a predicted model, not a curated record